AUGGCACAAGCUCAAGAGCGGAUAGAUGAGCCGGGUAUUCACUGUGUGACACGCAGAUGUCGGCUCUGUCGGUUUCCCAUUGAAAUGGGCGAGAUGAUCGUCGCUGACGUGAAUGGAUGGCUCACACCAGCUUACGCCUUGAAAGAAUCUGCUCAUUAUUAUGAAGAUAAGCACAUGCUACUUCAAGGAUGUCGAGUCGAAUGCAUCCAUGAGGACGGGGAGUCGGGACAGGUUCCUUGCUAUCACGUCGAAUGCCGCAAGUACGCAUCCUGGCCCGAGGAUCAAUACUUGCUUCGUGCCACUGAGUACACCUAUGAGCCCACGAUGCGUGAGGAUCAGAGGCGCAUUAACAGGACCUGGCUGUUGCUUGGGAGGCGCCUGCAACAAGUCUAUGAAAAGCUACCUGCUGAAGUAUGCUACAUGAUUGCAGGUGAGCUUGUUCACGAGGUUGCCGCCAUGGCUACCGAUCAGCUCUGGAAAUGUCGUCCACAGGAGCUGGAGAAUACCGACAUUUAUAACCGAAUCGAUAUGAAGGUGCGGGCUCGGUACAUCUACAUAGACGGAAUCCGCUAUGUGGAGUCUCUGUCUAGCUCGCCCUAUGCCGAGGGUGAGCUGGUUGUUGACCCCGCGACCUCGUCGACGAUUGAUGCCAUCCAUGUCUUGGAGGAUCACAUUGGAGUGAGACAAGUUCUGUUCUCAAGCACCGAGCAUUCGCAAAAGCUUGAAGCUCUUCUCAGCACCCCAGUGAAAGACGCCUGGUGGCGCAGCAUCCCCUUCAGCACCACCGUCUUCUAUGCCAACUUUGAUGGUGUUAAACUGCGAAGCAUCAAAACAGACGGCCGCGGUCCGCGUCCCGUACCAUCAGCAGCCAUGCAGGGAAAAUCAACCUCUGCAGACGUGGCCUGGCCCAGGCCCAUGUACCCGGCAAAUGAACCAGUCCUUAACUAUUCGAACUUCAAUAACUGGGAAAUCGAAGAGGAGCGCCGCAACGCAGAAAUCACGCCAUGGACUCCGUUCACUCGCUAUCGCUUCCGAACCGUAUCGCUCGACUUCAACGACACGGCCGUGACUGGGUACUCUGUCUGUUUCAUGUCUGGAAUCAGGGGCAUUUACGCUCACAGGGGAGAAGACAUGGAUAUGUACAAUGAUGUUGAUAUGUACAGCCGUAAAGGCAAUUGGACGUACAUGCCAAUUGACCCCGAUGAGCGGAUCUCGGCCAUUUGGAUCAGAUCUCAAGACACCACGUCAUCUACCGGACUGAUAUUCCAAACAAACAAGGGCAGACAAGUCAUGUUUGGAGUGCGAACGGAUAGCCAAAGUCGACUGGAUAGAGCCCGUCUCUGGACGCCCCUACUUGGCGUUUCUGAGAACCCCUUCCGGGUGUACUGCAAACACUCGUAUCGAGGAGUCGACCAAAUCGCUGUCCAGCCUUUGGAAACCCUGACCGAAGAACCUCCUCGGGAGAUGAUGCCAUGGCCAACCCUACCCUCCCCCGCCCCUCGAACGCAGCAUUUUUCCGCCGUGAGCCUAGACAAUGUCAUGCAAAUAACCCCUUGCGGCAGAGAAAUCGCUUUCCAGCAUGAAGACUUGUGGGUCAUAACCGGAAUUAUGGUGCACUACGCGGAUGGCCAUCGAGCUUGUGCCGGCGAGUUUCGGCUGGACUGCGCGGGUGAGAGCAUGAGGGUUGAUAACAUGUCAAUGCUGAUGAUGGGCUUUUACGUGACAAAAGAUAAAACGGCCCCAUGGCUGGGAGCGAUCGAGUCUGAGCCUACGGAUGAUGAAGAUUUUCUUACCUGGAAAUCCCUUCGCUGUGGAGGGAUGCUCGAAUGGUGGUUCGACGAAGCUGGUCGCUGCCAGAUAUUCCGUCGUGACCCGACGGGGCAGUUAUCCCGGGUAUAA
Fusarium vanettenii 77-13-4 is the source of this 1899-nucleotide messenger RNA. RefSeq lists its product as uncharacterized. The transcript has 4 exons. The coding region runs from base 1 to 1899 and encodes 632 amino acids. The record is from RefSeq and is a predicted model, not a curated record. Lineage: Eukaryota; Fungi; Ascomycota; Sordariomycetes; Hypocreales; Nectriaceae.